GUUUGUGACAUCAACCUCAUUGCUUUCAACAACUUGUACCCGCUCUGUCUUUACCUUUCAAGUGGCUCUUGACGCGUAGACCAAAGCGCUCUUGUGCCCUGAGCUAUGAAGAACAGAUAUAUUAGGGUUCUACACUCUGUAUCUCCUGCACAAACCUACGUUCUUUCUCGUUCACCAUCUCCCGUACAGAUUUAUCCUAUAAACGAAAAUUCUAUCGGAAACUCGACCCAGUUUGCCAGCACUUCUCUUAAGAGCUGUAUCGAUAUCAUAUAUAACUCCAGUCCUGAACUCUUCAAUAACAGCAAGAAAGACUUCUCGGUGUACUCCCUAGAUCCCUUGGAAUCGCUGGCUUCAGUGGCUAGCACUAGUACUUCAUUGCAGACAGUUUCAGUAGCAUGUGGUCGUAUAUCUGCUAUACGGGCAUCAAAUGGGCAUUCCAAAGUGGUUUUUGUGCUUUGCGAGGUGCGUUGACAAGAAUGUUCUCCGACAAUCACCUUCUGAUCCCUAUUUUGCUCAGACUCCUGCUAUCU
This is a messenger RNA of Lentinula edodes (shiitake mushroom), 530 nucleotides long. RefSeq lists its product as uncharacterized. The transcript has 2 exons. Lineage: Eukaryota; Fungi; Basidiomycota; Agaricomycetes; Agaricales; Omphalotaceae. The coding region runs from base 106 to 471 and encodes 121 amino acids. The record is from RefSeq and is a predicted model, not a curated record.